Messenger RNA from Bufo gargarizans (Asiatic toad), 1939 nucleotides. RefSeq names its product serine/threonine kinase 16 (gene STK16). NCBI's taxonomy places the organism in Eukaryota, Metazoa, Chordata, Amphibia, Anura, Bufonidae. Gene Ontology annotation, biological process: protein phosphorylation. The transcript has 8 exons. Gene Ontology annotation, cellular component: cytoplasm; Golgi apparatus. The record is from RefSeq and is a predicted model, not a curated record. Bases 179 to 1096 code for a protein of 305 amino acids. Gene Ontology annotation, molecular function: protein serine/threonine kinase activity; ATP binding.
UAGCCGAGCAACGCCAGGUCACAUGACCUCCCCUGGAUGGAGGCGCGUUUCCAUGACGUCAUCGGCCAGCGCUUCCAGCUGAUUGUUUCCCCGGUUCCGGGCUGAGCCGGGGGCUGCUGUGUUGGCAUCACCGGGCUGAGCCUCCAUUCUAGCGGGUGUGCAGCAUGUAUGAGCCGCAAUGGGAUCCACUCUCUGUAUCUGCUCUCGAGGGGUCAUAACCAUUGAAAACAGGCGUUACCUCUUCAUCCAGAAGCUGGGAGAGGGGGGAUUCAGCUAUGUAGAUCUAUUUGAAGGGGUCCACGACGGGCGGUUUUACGCCCUGAAGCGUAUAUUAUGCCAUGACCGGGAAGAUCGGAAGGAAGCUCUGCAUGAGAUGGAGAUGCAUCGUUUAUUCAGUCACCCCAAUAUUCUGCGUCUGGAGGCGCACUGCAUGAUGGAGAAAGGACCCAAGUGGGAGGCCUGGCUCCUGCUCCCCUUCGUGAGGAGGGGGACAUUGUGGAAUGAGGUGGAAGCUCUACGAGAUAAGAAUGCAUUCCUGUCCGAAGAGAAGAUCCUGUAUAUUCUGCAUGGGAUUUGUCUAGGACUGAAAGCCAUUCAUGACCAGGGCUAUGCUCACAGAGACUUAAAACCCACAAACGUGUUACUGGAGGAGGAUGACCGGCCUCUUCUGAUGGAUCUCGGCUCAAUGAAUCAUGCUCGUAUUGAGGUGAAUGGAAGUCGGCAGGCGAUGGCUGUGCAGGACUGGGCUGCACAGAGAUGCACCAUUUCCUACCGGGCCCCGGAGCUCUUUAGUGUGAGCAGUAACUGUGUGAUUGACGAGCGGACCGAUAUCUGGUCUCUCGGCUGUGUGCUCUACUCCAUGAUGUUCGGGGAGGGCCCCUACGACAUGAUUUUCCAGAAGGGAGACAGUGUAGCUCUGGCUGUCCAGAACCGUAUCUCAAUACCUGAAAAUAACAGGUAUUCCCAAGGCCUGCAGUCUCUGCUGUCCUCCAUGAUGGUGGUAGACCAUCUAGAAAGGCCGUACAUCUCCACCAUACUGACCCAACUUGAGGCGCUGCACCCCAUUGUAGAUGGGCAAGCCACCACGAGGAUAUGAUGUCAUGGCAAGUGACUUCACUCAAGUGCUGCUUCCGUCGGACCACCAGUGUCGUACUGUAGGACAAUUCCAGAUGGUGGUGGUCUGGUCUGUGGUGUCUGUCAAGAGUGACUCUCUUGUCCCUUUUAUGUCUUCAGGUUUUAUUUCUGAUUUUAUUUUAUUUUUAACACAUGAACUGCAGGCUACUUCUGAGUGCCGGUACGUAGACGACGUGUCCUCGCCUUAUAUAACGCGUCCUCGGUUCUGUCCCCCAGAGGCUGCUAAACUCAGGCCAGUGCUGCGUCUCUGGCCUCUGGAGCGUGUUGUCAUUGUGCUGUGUCAGAUGUUACAUGUUUCAUCUCUUCUAUAAAGGGCGUUUAUUAUAAAAAAACAAAGGUUGGAAUGGAAAGUGCGCUUACCGUACCAACGUGUCCUGUCGCCAGUCACACACACACACACACACACACACAUCACGGCAUUCAGUAUCGACGCUUAAAGGGGUUAUGCCGUGAUUGAUGAUUUCUAACAAAGCCAGAACCAGUCCUGUACCGCACACGGAUCCAGAGAUCUCCAUAGUCACUGCUGGAAUAAUUUCAGACUGGCAGCUCGGGGGACGUGUCCUUUUUACUGCAGCUCUUUCCCUGUAACUGCUACAGCUUCUUUUAGGCUGGUGGCAGCUGAAGAUUUAAACUGGGCACCUGCCAGGUGGACAAGAAAGAGGGCAAAGAAUAAACUGCAGGUGGCGCUAUACAGAUAGAUUUCAUUGAAUAACUCCCAAUUAGAUGCAAUUACAAAAGUUUUCAGAUCCAGAUGCUGGUUUAAAAAAUGUAGAAUAUUUUUUUUUUUGUAGCACAACCCCAUUAA